AUGGAUUCUGUCUCCAAUUCUUCUGAUUUGAUGAUGUCGAAACCUGAAGAAAAAAUUCCAAUCAAAAUUACGGUUCCAAAAUUAUCAUCGAAAACGUCGUUUUGUGACCAUGACCAUGCGCAGAUGUUGAUUCAGAACUACCGGAAUUUCAAGCGGAGCUCCGAACCUGCCCGGUUUAUGUACUAUGACAACGGAUCCUGGGUCGAUUAUCCGGAAGAAUUGGUGGAACUGUUGAAACAGGGUUUUGAAGUGGGCAAACCGGUGGUUGAGGGGGAAAUGGAUGGGUAUAAGUGUCUUUUUGACUUCUACAGGAUGCUCGAGUUUGAAUUGGAUACUGGGAAUCAACGAUCAAUUGCUUGGAUUGAUGUUAAUUGUAAGUGUUUUUUCCCCAUGGUUUUUGUUGAUGGCAAUCGAAAUAAUGAGAAUACUAUCGAGAAUUGCGAUGAUAGUAGUGUUAAAGUAGAAAUAGAGAUAAAACUAAGCGAAAAUUCGGGGAAUUUAGAGGAUUUGAAUAAAUGCCAAAAUUUGAAUAAGAGAAAGAGAGUGUGUUUGGAAAGUAUAGAAAGGGAAAAAACUGAAGGGAGUUCAUCCAAUUUUAAUGAUGCCAAAAGGCAGCAAAUAGUUGGCAAUGAAUUUUACUCAGCGAGGUGGCCUAAUCUGAGAGUAUUGAGAGGAGAGGAAAAGGAACAUUUAAUAGUGAAGAAUUUGUUUUUGUCGGGGAUGGGAAUGUUGAAGCACAGUGCUAAAAUUACUUCAAUUCAUCAAUGCGUGAGGACCAGUCCAUUAGAUAAGGCGCGUCAUGUAAUGUUUCUGAAGCAGAUGGAGAUCACAAAAAUUGCCAGAGGGGAUAGUAAUAUGGUUUUUGCAUGGUAUGGAACCUCGGCCAAGGGAGUGGACUGCAUUUUGAAACAUGGGUUUGGUAUGCCUGGCAAAGUUCCUGGUCCUCAAGGUCAUGGCAAUGGGAUUUACUUGUCUCCUAUACGAUCACCCUAUAAUAGCGCAAUGUUGUCUAGCGCAAUGUUGUCGGAGACAGAUGAGAAUGGGGAGAAGCAUAUAAUCCUUUGUCGUGUGAUAUUGGGAAAAUGCGAGAAGAUUGAAGCGGGGUCUCAGCAGUCUCGUCCUUCGAGUGUGGAGUAUGAUUCCGGCGUGGAUGAUUUGAAGAAUCCUGAGUGGUACGUAGUGUGGUGUGCCAACAUGAAUACCCACAUUCUUCCGGAGUGCAUUGUCAGUUAUAUACCCAUAAACGUGUCAGAUCGAGAAAAUGGUAUGUUGAAUGUGAAUCGGGUUCCUCAAGGUUCGAAUUCCUUGAUUGCGAAGUUAUUUUCCAAACUGAAAAGUUCUCUACCUCUCCCUAAAAUUCAAGAAUUGCAAACCUUGUGCGGUGCAUAUAAGGAAGAGAAAAUGGGGAAGGAUAUUUUCAUGACAAAAUUAAGAUCUGUCGUUGGGGAUGAUGUAUUGCGGUCUACUUUCGACGAUAUUCUUGGCUGA
Molecule: messenger RNA, 1488 nt
Organism: Fraxinus pennsylvanica
Lineage: Eukaryota; Viridiplantae; Streptophyta; Magnoliopsida; Lamiales; Oleaceae
Source: the annotation of a GenBank genome assembly